GUCGCGCUCCUCCUCGCUCGUCGCCAUCGUCAGUUCACCGCCCAAGAUGGUCCUCAGCACGCGUCUCUCGGUCGCCGCCCUCGCCGGGCUCCUGCUCGCGCUGUUUCCCACCUCGGUCGCGGCCACGGCCUGUCAACCAGGCACGUACUCGUCGAGCGGCCAAACACCGUGCUGGAGUUGCCCCGGCGGGACGUACUCCGACACCGUUGGGUCGAACCAGUGCCACCCGUGCCCGGCGGGCAAGUACGCCGGGGCGGGCGCGUCGAGCUGCAACGUCUGUCCCGCGGGCUCGUACUCGUUCAUCGCCUCGAGCGUGUGCACGAGCUGUCCUGCGGGCACGUACGCCGCUGCAGGCGCGACCUCGUGCACGAGCUGCCCUGCGGGCACGUAUGGGGCGACUGCGAAUGCGGGCGCGUGCACGCCCUGCCCCGCCGGUACGUUCUGCGCGGGAUCGCGUCAGACGAGCUUCGUGCGGUGCCUUGCUGGGACGUACUCCUCCGUCCCGGGGCAGAGUUCGUGCACUGCGUGUCCCGCGGGGUCGUUCGCGACGUAUGCAGGCUCGACGGCGUGCUGCUCAUGUUGUGCUGGCUUCUAUUCUGCCAACGGGGGGUCGACGUCGUGCACGAGCUGCCCCGCUAGCGGCUCCUACUCACCCCCCGGCGCCACGAGCUCCACUCAAUGCCUCUCCGACGUCGCAGGCGGUCUCGCCACCUGCGCAGCCUCGACCACCGACGGCAGCUGUCCGGCCGUUGGAGGCGCCGUCAUCUCGCAGGCCGCGCCCGUGCGUCGGCGCGGCCCCGUCCGGCGUGCAUGCCCGAGCGGCUCCCAAAGCUGCCCCGUCUACGGAACGACGCUGCGUCGGCGCGGGUACCUGAAGGGGUAUGAGUGUGUCGAGGUGCAGCGCGACCUCGAGAGCUGCGGCGGGUGCGUCGCGCACGACUCGCCCUUCGGAGAACGUACCGCUGGGGGCGGCCGCGACUGCAGCGCGAUUCCCCAUGCUGAUGGGGUGAAGUGCGAGAACGGUGUUUGUGUCAUUGCGAGGUGCGGACGCGGAUAUGUGCUUUCGCAGGAUGGGGAGAACUGCGUGGACCCGCUCGCUAUCCAGGCAUGAGA
Molecule: messenger RNA, 1113 nt
Organism: Trametes versicolor FP-101664 SS1
Lineage: Eukaryota; Fungi; Basidiomycota; Agaricomycetes; Polyporales; Polyporaceae
Exons: 6
Coding region: 47-1111 (354 amino acids)
Source: RefSeq, a predicted model, not a curated record